Molecule: messenger RNA, 327 nt
Organism: Geodia barretti
Lineage: Eukaryota; Metazoa; Porifera; Demospongiae; Tetractinellida; Geodiidae
Source: the annotation of a GenBank genome assembly
AUGAAGCUGCAAUACGCGGUGGUAUUCGAGCGGACACCCAACAACUACUGCGCCUAUGUGCCGGACCUGCCGGGUUGUAUUGGCACAGACCGCACAUGGGAAGGGAUACAAGACCAGAUACGUGACGCCAUCGCUUUCCACAUUGAGGGUUUGCGGGAAGAUGGCGAAACCGUGCCCGAGCCGCGAAUGUCGGUGGCAGACGCCGCAGCCUAUCACUCGGAUAGCGCCGUCCCUUCGGCCGAAUGGCUCGAAACGUCGGAACUGGUCGCGGUAGUUGCCGUGGAGGCGGAACUCGGUGCCGCGCCAGCGGUGGCAACGGAUCGCUGA